GCUUUUCAGUAUUCGCAUUUACACUUGCACUUUGAAAAUAAAGCGAAGUAGCAAUUUUUUGUUGCCAUGUUCCCUUAUUUUCUUAUUCUAAAUUAUACACUUUGUAAUCAAAGCUAUUAAUUUUCUAUUGCCAAGUGUAGCAUUCUGUACAUUGACUCAUUAUUUCAUCUCUUUUAGUUUCUGUUCAUUGCUUUCAAACAACUAUUCAUUUGUUGUGUAGCUAACCAUGUCUGAAUCACUAGGAGGAAAGAGGUUUCUUAUUGGUUACGCUCUUUCACCUCAAAAGAUCAACACCUUUAUGAAAGAUUCUCUGGUCAUUCAUGCCCGAGAUCGAGGCGUUGAUCUCAUCCCUAUCGAUCUCGAAAAGCCAUUGAUUGAACAAGGUCCCUUUGACUGCGUCAUUCACAAGCUAUAUGAUCCAGAGUGGAGGAAACAGCUCGAAGAAUUCUCCAUCCAGAGCCCGACUACACUCAUAAUUGACCCUGUAAAUGCCGUCGAGAAGCUCCAGAAUCGAGUCUCUAUGCUCCAAUUCGUCAACGAAUUGAAAAUCGAGAAUCUCGAAACUCCUUUGCAGGUUUUCAUAUCGGAAGAUGCAUCGGAAUCUCUGCAGGACACUAUGACUCGUGAGGGUUUGAAGUUUCCCCUAAUUGCCAAGCCAUUGAUAGCAGAUGGCGCUGCAAAUUCACACCAAAUGUCUUUAAUCCUAAACCAAAACGGUUUAACAAAAUUGAACCCGCCAAUUGUGCUACAAGAAUUCGUGAACCACGGUGGAGUCAUUUUCAAAGUUUAUGUAGCAGGAGAUCACGUGAAGUGCGUGAAAAGAAAGUCAUUGGCUGAUAUCUCUGAAGAAAAACUGAACACUAGCACCUCAGAGACUUAUCAGGUAUCUAACUUUUCUGCUCAAAACAAGAGCGAUCACGAGAAUUUUGCAGAGCUCAUCGAGGCGGCAGAAAUGCCGCCUUUGAGCUUUGUAAACAAAGUGGCUAAUCGGAUGAGGGAUGCUCUGAAGCUGCAUCUAUUUAACUUUGAUAUGUUAAGGGACAGUAGAAUUCGAACUCGAUAUCUUGUAAUCGAUGUCAAUUACUUCCCUGGUUAUGCUAAAAUGCCCGAAUUCGAGACUGUGCUGACUGAUUUCUUCAUUGAUAUUGCACACCAAAAGCGAAGCAGAGAGAGUGGUAACUCGAACCAGAUGGAGAAUAAGAACAAGGAGGCGAAUUCGAACAGAAACAAUUUAUAACUAGGCUGAUUAUGAUUUGUUUUUGAACAAAUCGGAGUGACAAAUGACUGAAUCGAUUUUAAUCAUUAGACUUUUACUAUUUUAAUUUUCAUGCAUGUAAUGGUGUAGGUUGAUUAUGGACUGGUACUGGGCUCGUAGUUGGUAAAGAUGAGUGACAUUUUCGUUUGGCAUAAAUAUGAUCUUCAACUUAAUUUUUGCGGAUAGCUAUGCUUUUCAACUUUGGACAUGCACAAGUAGACACUUUAAACUUGUAUAAAAUUAAAUAAGUUACAUGA
Messenger RNA from Solanum lycopersicum (tomato), 1512 nucleotides. Its product is annotated as inositol-tetrakisphosphate 1-kinase 1. Gene Ontology annotation, cellular component: cytoplasm. Gene Ontology annotation, molecular function: ATP binding; magnesium ion binding; inositol-3,4,5,6-tetrakisphosphate 1-kinase activity. Gene Ontology annotation, biological process: inositol trisphosphate metabolic process. The record is from RefSeq and is a predicted model, not a curated record. NCBI's taxonomy places the organism in Eukaryota, Viridiplantae, Streptophyta, Magnoliopsida, Solanales, Solanaceae.